AUUUCCUUCCUAACAUCACAUAUCACCAAAAUGGCAAUCUUUUCCCUAAUUCUCUACGCUGUCAUUUUCUCUUUCCUUCUACAUUCCAUUCUCAGCUUAUUUUUUCGCAAACGUUACCCGUUGCCACUACCACCAGGUCCAAAACCAUGGCCAAUAAUCGGAAACUUGGUCCAUAUGGGUCCAAAGCCACACCAAUCAACUGCAGCCAUGGCUCGAACUUACGGUCCACUCAUGCACCUUAAGAUGGGAUUCGUGGACGUGGUGGUUGUGGCGUCUGCUUCGGUGGCGGCUCAGUUCUUGAAAACUCAUGACGCUAACUUCUCGAGCCGCCCUCCGAACUCGGGUGCAAAGCACUUGGCUUACAAUUAUCAGGAUCUUGUUUUUGCACCCUACGGACCAAGGUGGCGUAUGCUUAGGAAAAUUUGCUCUGUUCAUCUUUUUUCUGCCAAGGCUUUAGAUGACUUCAGCCAUGUCCGCCAGGAUGAAGUAAAAACACUUACGCGCGCCCUAGCGAGUGCCAGGCAAGAGCCGGUCAAGUUAGGCCAACUGUUGAACGUGUGCACCACGAAUGCACUUGCGCGAGUGAUGCUAGGGAGGCGGGUGUUCGCUGACGCAAGUGCCGGUGUUGAUCCACAGGCGGAAGAGUUCAAGUCAAUGGUAGUGGAGGCAAUGGUGCUGGCCGGCAUUUUCAAUAUAGGCGAUUUUAUUCCGGCACUUGAUUGGUUGGACAUUCAAGGUGUAGCUGCAAAGAUGAAAAAGCUCCACGCGCGUUUCGACGCGUUCUUGACCUCAAUUCUAGAGGAACACAAAAGCAAGCAAUUUGGAGAAACGAAAGAAGAUGAGGACUUGUUGAGUACGUUGAUCUCUUUGAAAAAAGAAGAAGGCGAUAAUGAAGGAGGAAAGCUCACAGAUUCAGAAAUUAAAGCUUUACUUUUGAACUUGUUUAUAGCUGGAACAGAUACGUCCUCAAGCACAGUAGAAUGGGCCAUUGCGGAACUUAUUCGUAAUCCAAGAAUACUGGCCCAAGCCCAACAAGAGAUUGACAAAGUGGUUGGAAAGAACCGGCUCGUUAUGGAAUCUGACCUAGCCCAAUUAACUUAUUUGGAAGCCAUAGUUAAGGAAACUUUAAGGCUUCAUCCAUCUACCCCUCUCUCCCUCCCUAGAAUUGCAUCAGAGAGUUGUGAGAUUAAUGGCUAUUUCAUUCCAAAAGGCUCAACGCUUCUCGUAAAUGUUUGGGCCAUCGCUCGUGAUCCAAAUGAAUGGGCUGAUCCAUUAGAGUUUAGGCCCGAAAGAUUUUUGCCGGGUGGUGAGAAGCCCAAAGUUGAUGUGCGAGGAAAUGACUUUGAAGUCAUCCCAUUUGGAGCUGGGCGUAGAAUCUGUGCUGGAAUGAAUUUGGGCAUACGAAUGGUCCAGUUGAUGACUGCAACUUUAAUUCAUGCAUUUAACUGGGAUUUGCCUAUUGGACAAUCACCAGAGAAACUAAACAUGGAGGAAGCAUUUGGGCUGACCUUACAACGGGCUGAUCCGUUGGUGGUGCACCCCGGUCUUCGCCUAGAAGCCCAAGCAUACAUUGGGUGAACAGCCCAAUUAGAAAAUGACAUGUCCGCUCAAUGUAUUAGUCUCCAUUUCGUCUAUGCUUAGCAUUUAAAAGUCUAUAUUGAAAGGUCAGGAUGUUGUGUGUUUCUUUCCUUGUGGUGGACGAUAAAAGAUUUGUGAUUAACCAGUAUAUUUUGUUCACUAUGCACAAUGGUAAAUUGAGUAUUGUACUAUGUUUCUAAUGCAACUUGACUUGGUCUCCUUUUCUCAA
Molecule: messenger RNA, 1807 nt
Organism: Nicotiana attenuata
Lineage: Eukaryota; Viridiplantae; Streptophyta; Magnoliopsida; Solanales; Solanaceae
Product: flavonoid 3'-monooxygenase
Exons: 3
Coding region: 31-1578 (515 amino acids)
Molecular function (GO): iron ion binding; oxidoreductase activity, acting on paired donors, with incorporation or reduction of molecular oxygen; heme binding
Source: RefSeq, a predicted model, not a curated record